AUGCAGGUCGACGGGGAGUCUGGUCCGACCGCCGCGGACCAGAUGCAGGAGGCCGCGCGCAUGGUGUCCUCGCUCCAGACCGAGUCCGAGGGCGUCGAUCUCAUGACGCUCCUGAGAGAGACGCCGCGCGAGGCGUACUCGUACCAACAGCUCGGGUGGCCCGCGGAGAUCACGUCCAUGACGACGACGGAGCUCCCCUCGGUGGUUCUCGAACGCUACAGCACGCGUCAGUCCGUGUGCUUCUGCGGCGUGCUCCCGUCCAUCGGCCGCGCGUGGGCGACGGUCGAUAACGCGCUGUUCCUGUGGCGGUUCGACGUCCCGAACGACGUUCCGGUGGAGUACGCCGGUGAGGAGCAGGCCAUCGUGAGCGUAGGUCUCGCCAAGCCGAAGCCCGGGGUGUUUCUGCCGUCCAUCGAGCGCGUCCUCGUCGUCGCGACGACGACGGAGAUCGCGCUGCUCGGCGUCGCGUUCGAGUCGGACGUGGAAGACGGCGCGUCGACCGACGGCAACGGCGCGCGAUCCUGGGGCGGCGGCAUGACGCUGCAUCCGUUAAACUACAGCUGCACGACGGACGACGUCGUCGUGAAGGACGUCGCCGGGUGCGACAACGGCCGCGUGUUUUUCGCCGGCGACGACGAGGCGCUGUACGAGCUCGAAUACAACGCCGCGGACACGUGGCGCUCGCGGAAGUGCCGCAAGGUGUGUCACCACUCCGCGACGCCGCGGUUGCUGCCGUCCAUCUUGAGGCUUCGCGCGAACGAUCCGUUGAAGCAGGUGUGCGUGGACGAGCAUCGAUGCGCGCUGUACACUCGGUCGGAGAACGGCGUCGUCGCGGUGUACGACCUCGGCGUGGACUGCGGCGAGACCCCGCGGAGGAUCGCGGAGUGCAGGGACGUCGCGAGCGCCGCGGCGAUGAUGCGCGGCGGCGGCGGGCUCUUCAGCGGCGGGUACGGCGGCGGCGGCGGCGGCUUCGGCGGCGCCGGGGGAUUCGGCGGAGGAGGCGGCGGCGCGGGCGGCGGCCAAGGCGGCCACGGCGGCGCGUCCUCGCACGCGCAGAAAGGCAAGCGUUUGACGCACAUCGCGGUCGUCUCCGCGGCGGAGUCCGCGACGGUGACCCUCGUCGCCGUCCUCGCGGACGGCAGGCGCGUGUACUUUACGUCUCUGCCGCAGUCCACGUACGGCGGCGGCGGCGGCGGUUUCGGUCGCGACGCGCGCCGCCGCGUCCCCACCGCGUGCCGCCUCGCGGUCGUGCAGUCGCGCGAGCCGCCGCCGCAGGGCAGCGCGACGCGCGGGAUGACGUCCGCGCAAGCGCUCAGGGCAACGACGACGGUCCGGCCGCUCGAGGUUGAGGCGGCGUUUUACCGCGACGGGUUACUCCUCCUGUGCGACGCCGCGGACCGCGACGAGGACGCGCGAUUGUUCAUGGCCGCGCGCGACGUCGCGCUGCCGCCGCACCUGCAGCUCGCCCCCGGCGACGCCGCCGUCGGCGGCGGCGGCGGGCAUAUGGGGGUUGGAGGGAUCAACAGCGGCGGGUUGGGCGUGGGCGUGGGCUCCCCCGGGUUGGGCGGCGGCGGCGGCGGCGUCGGCGUCGGCGCGGCGUCGCACGCGCGGUCCCUCCGCGAGGUUGUCACCACGCAGCAGCUCGUCGGGCGCGCGGCGUCGUCCGUCGGCGCGGUCGGCGAGGUCCCGCCGCCGCGGAGCGUGACGCGCGACCUCGACCCGCCGUUCCCGCUCGGCGCGCCGCGGGAUCUGACGACGGCGCCGGCGCGGUUGCGGACGGAGCUGGCGACGCAAUUCGUCGCGCCGCGGCGUCGGUUCGUCGCCGUCACCAACGCGGGGAUCGUGCAGCUCGAGAAGGCGCGGCCGCUGGACGCGCUGUGCAAGCUCCUCGCCGGGGACGUCCACGAGCAGAUCGCGCAGUUCUUCCGGACGCACGGGCAGAGCGAGGCGGCGACGAUGUGCCUCGCGAUCGCCGUCGGCGGCGCGACGGACGCGAGGGCGUCGAGCGAGUUUGAAGUCGACGCGGCCAACGCGCGAGGAGGCGCGACGCCGUCCCCUCGCGGCGGCGCAGAUCGCGACGCCGGCGCGGGCGGGUACUUCGGCGGAUCGCCAUCGCCCUCCCCGAGGACCGGCGCGUUCGGGAGCGCGAGCCGCCGGACGAUCAUCGGCUCUCCCGGCGCGGGAGGCACCCCGGGGUCGUCGUCGCCCGCGGCGGGCGGGUUCGACGGCGGCUACGAGCGCGCCUCCCUCGGCGCCGCCACCCUCGCCGAGCGCGCGCGUCGAGCGCUCGAGGACCCGCGGCUCACGGGCGAGCCGCACGUCGACGAGGACGGCGUCGACGGCGGCGGCGGCGGUUCGAUCCCCGGCGGCGGCGGCGGCGGGCCGUUCGACAUGGGACGCGCCGUCGUGCAGCCGGUGUUGCGAUACAGCGGCGCGCAUCGCGCGGCGUACGCGUACGCCGCGCGAUUGCUGCAGUCGACGUGGGACCGCCCGCUCGCGGUCGUCGUGAGCAAGCACGCGGCGGGCGCGCGGCAGACGCGCGGCGGCGGCGCGGGCGCUUCCGCGGCGCAUCUGAACGGGGGGGGCGGCGCGUCGAUCAACGGCGGCGUGAACGGCGGCGCGAUGCACUACGGUGCGUCGGCGGCGCGUCGAUCGACGUCGACGACGGACCCGCUCGCGGCGGCGGCGGCGAACGGCGUGGAAGCCGUCGGCGCCGCCGCGACCGGAUGGCUCGCGAACGCGCUGCGCCCGACGCACCACGCCGGCGCGCCGGUCGCGUGCACGCUCCCCGGCGAUGUCCUCGCGAGCCUGGAGCGUCGGUUACGGCCGUUGGAGACGUUUUUGGCGAGGCGGCGCGCGCGGACGACUGCUACGGGCAAACAGUCUCACGGCCACGGCGGCGGGGUUAACGGCGGCGCGAGGGCGCGGCAGCGGCGGCGGUUGGACGGCCCCGCGGGCGCGCUGCGCGCGGAAGAGCGCAGCAUCGCGUCGCUCCGCGGGCUGCUUCGCCGCACGAUCGAGGCGAUCGUGUUGCUUCGCGUGCUGUGCGAGAACGACUUCACGAGGCUCGCCGCGACGUUGUCGGACGACGCGCGCGCGGCGCUCUCUCAGGCGCGUUCGUAUUCACACUGGUCCCCAUACGACCGCGUUCGCGUGGUGAACGCCGCGGCUCGCGACGCGCGCGAUCGACGCGACCCCGAGCAGUGCAACGAAUUCGUCGCCGAAUCCCUCGGCGCCCUGCUCUCCGUCCCUCGCGCGGGCGACGUCGCCGCGACGUGCGCGGAGCUCGCGGAUCUCCGCUGCUUCCACGGCCUCUGCGCGCUCCCCCUCGCGGCGGCGGCGGCCGCCGCGAACGUCGCCGCGGCCGGGGACGACGCGAACAUCCUGGGCUACGGCGGCGUCGCGAGCGGCGGUUUGGGCGCGAUGAUCGGGCGCGACGGCGGCGGCGGCGGCGCGACGAACGCGCUCGAGCCGUCCGAGUGCUGGGAGCUCGUCUGCGUCGCGAUCCGCGCGCUCGCGACCGGCGCGGCGGACCCCGGCGCGCCGCCCUUCUCCCUCGGCGGCGUCUGCGCGAGUCUCCCCGCGGAGGAGCGCGCGCGCGGGCUCGCGACGGUGCUCGAACGCGCGGCGCAAGCGUCGUCGCCCGCGGCGGCGGCGGCGGCGACCGCGGCGGCGAAAGCCGCCGGCGCGAACGCCGCGGCGGCGGCCGAGCGCGCGGCGCAAGCGGAAGCCGCGGGCGCGCCCGCGGCGCCGUACCGCCCGCGCCCGCCCUCCGCGGCGCUCGUCGCGGUCGCCGCGGCGACGCCCGCGGAGGUGGCGGGCGCGUGCCUCGACGGCGGCGGCGUCCCCGGCGGCGGCUUUGGAUUCAUCCGCCGCGUCUACGCCGAGCUCGAAUCCCUCCAGCGAGACGCGGAGCUGCUGUCUCUCCCCGCGGGCCCGCUCGAGGCGUACCUCGCCGAGCGCGGCGCCUUCGCGGUCGCGCAGCAGGGCGGCGCGCUGUCGCAGGACCAAGCGCGGCACCUCGAGCUGCUCGCGCGGCUGUACGCGGCGAGGGAACGCCACGGCCUCGCCGCGCAAGUCUUCUUCGCGCUCGCGGAGCGCAAGGCGCAGGGCGCGGCGGUGUCCCUGGACGAGCGCGAGACGCUGCUGGAUCUCGCGCUGACGCACGCCAAGUCGAGAGGGCCGGGCGGGGACGCGAGCUUGAACGGCGCCGGGGCCGUGGCGAGCUCGGACGUCGCGUUCAUCGAGACGCUGGAGGGGAAGAUCACCGUGGCGCGGUUUCAACGGCGGCUGCGCGCGACGUUUCUCGAGCGCGCGCGCGUCGGCGGCGCGGACGCGCGCGAGUACGAGCGCUUUGCGACCGAGCUCGAGCGCGAGCUGCGCCCUCUGAGCGACAUGUACAACGAGUACGCACGCCCGCGCGCGCUGUGGGGGAUGUGCCUCGAGAUGUUACACUUUUCUCGCUACGACGACGACGACGGCGCCGUCGCGCGCGAGCUCUGGGAGAACCUCCUCUCCCAGGCUGCCUCGGACGCGGGCGGCGGCGAAGGCGAAGGCGUCGCCGGCGACCCCGACCCGAGAGCCGCGCUCGCGGAGGCGUGCGCGCGCGUCCGCGAGCUCGGACCGAAGCUGCAUCCGAGCGAGCAAGCCUUCCCGCUCGCGCACGUGGCGCUCAAGCUGGAGCUCAUGGCCGCCGGGCUCUUCGCGACGACGCGCCCGUGCGACGACGCCGCCGAGCUCGGUAUCGUCCCGGACGCGCUCCUCUCCGCGACGCGCGACUCGCUCGAGUCCGUGCACGCGGCGUACGACCGGCUCCUCGCGACGCCGGUGCAGCGCGCGCAUCACGACCGGCGCUUGGCGCAGGAGCAGGCGUUGCAGACGCCGGCGCUGCGGCUGCGAUUGUUGCGGUCGGCGUUGCGGGUGAUGCGGCGGUGGGACGAGGCGGUCGCCGCGCAGACGCAGACGCAGACUGGCGGCGGCGGGUUCGACGCGUACGGCGCGAACGCGUCGCACGUGCGCGCGGCGCUCGGGGACGUGUGCGCGGGGUACGCCGGGGAGGCGCGGCGGCUGUUGCAGGUGCCGAGCUCGGAGCAGGGCGCCGCGGAGGCGCUGGCGGGGGAGUUCGAGAGGCUCGGGACGCGGUUGAUCGGUUGA
Micromonas pusilla CCMP1545 is the source of this 5154-nucleotide messenger RNA. RefSeq lists its product as uncharacterized. The record is from RefSeq and is a predicted model, not a curated record. Gene Ontology annotation, cellular component: nuclear pore; nuclear pore inner ring. Gene Ontology annotation, biological process: transcription-dependent tethering of RNA polymerase II gene DNA at nuclear periphery; RNA export from nucleus; protein localization to nuclear inner membrane. Lineage: Eukaryota; Viridiplantae; Chlorophyta; Mamiellophyceae; Mamiellales; Mamiellaceae. Bases 1 to 5154 code for a protein of 1717 amino acids. The transcript is spliced from 4 exons. Gene Ontology annotation, molecular function: structural constituent of nuclear pore.